Molecule: messenger RNA, 1329 nt
Organism: Cladophialophora yegresii CBS 114405
Lineage: Eukaryota; Fungi; Ascomycota; Eurotiomycetes; Chaetothyriales; Herpotrichiellaceae
Exons: 3
Coding region: 1-1329 (442 amino acids)
Source: RefSeq, a predicted model, not a curated record
AUGCAGUCCACGCGCCUCGGACCCGGCUUCACGGGCUUCCUGGUAUCUCAGCGCGCAGCUUCUUAUCAACGGUUCCAGGCUCUGCGAUUGCCUAUACCCGCACCGAGCAGAGCAAGGAUGGACAUCAACGACGUGCUAGAUCCGGAAAAGCGCGCCGCCCGGAACAACGAACUACGACGAUAUCACCAGACCUUGCAGAUGAACAACGGCUCAGGCUAUGGCAUGAGCCAAGACUCGACCUUCCCCAAUCAUCAGCAAUCAAUUCAUCAGCCCGCUGGCUUGCCGUAUAAUAUGAUGGCUCCUCAUCAACACAGCCCGCAACUCUAUGCUCCUAGCUACAUGGCCAGACAUGACAGUCAGAGCUCGUUUACCGACGAGAACUUUGGACAUGCUCAGGCGAAGAAGCAACCAGCUACAAAGCAAUUCCCCUGUAGCUUUGCCGACUGUAGAAAGAACUUUGCGAGGCGGAGUGAUCUGUCGAGACAUGCCCUUUUCCGACUCAAGUUCCCUUGCGCGGCACAGACGAAUCCAUUCUGGUCGACGUCCUUACAAGCGCAGGCGCAGGUUACCGCGGCACUAACACCUACUACGCUUCACGACUCCCCCCAGUACGUGUCUCCGUCGGAAAGCCCUCCAGGGCACCCGUUUCAAGUGCCAAAAGCGGAGCCGGCUUCGCCUCAUCCUGGACUGCCGCCCAUGGUCACUGGCAUGCAACGUCAAAACUCGGACUACGGAUAUCCACCUCAGCAUCUGCCUCUGCCUGCUCACUUGCGGGCUGGCUUCCAGCAGAAUGCGCUUCGGACGACAAGCCCGCUGAACGGCCAACCUCUUCACAACUACACGAGUGCACCGCAACCACAGAGGUCUAGCACAUCUUAUCCGACGGCAUAUGGGCCGCCUCAACCAAUGGAGCCUCCAGCCAACGGCACAGCUAGUGGAGGCGCCUCUCCACACCUUGGGGCGUGGACGUCGCCUAACCCUGGUACCCUACCACCACCGUUUGCCGUGGACGGUUCCGCUUAUCAGGAAUCUGGCUUUGGUGGUCACCAGAUGGGCUUGCCCCAGCUCAAUAAUCAUCAGCUAGGCAACCAUCAUCUUAACGGGCACCAGCUCUACUACCAUCCUGUGAAUGGGAUGGGAAGACCUCAGAGCACCGAACCCAAAGAUUAUGGCCUUCAACAACACCAAGCUCAUAUACCGCCCCCAAUGCCGCUCAAUCAUGACUGGCACCCAGAUACAUUGGAUCCUCAGCAUCAUCGGCAGGGAAGUUAUGGCACGUGGCGCCAUAACGUCACUGGUCGGCCUCCAAACGGCGGCCCCGACCACUGA